AUGGCGCUGAUCUAUGGCGUGUCGCAGGUCACCGCGUAUCUCAGGGACCUGCUGGCCUACGACGGUCUGCUCAGCGACGUCUGGAUCGAGGGCGAGAUCGCCAACCUGCGGCGGCAAGGCUCGGGGCACUCUUACUUCACACUUCGGGACUCCAACAGCACCCUGCGCUGCGUUCUAUUCCGAAACUCGCGCGGGGCGGCCCAUCUCCAGGACGGAGCAGCCGUGGUAGCACAUGGCAGAGUGACCCUGUACGAGGUGCGCGGCGACCUUCAGUUGGUCGCGGACGUGAUCCAGCCCGAGGGUGUGGGCGAACUACAGAUGCGGCUGGAACAGCUCAAGGCGCAGUUGGAACGCGAGGGUCUGUUCGAGGAAUCACGGAAGCGUCCGCUUCCCGCAUUUCCGAGGCGUAUUGGAGUCGUCACAUCUCCCACUGGCGCAGUGUGGCAGGACAUUCGCACUGUCAUAAGUAGGCGAUUUUCGCUUGUCGAACUGGCUCUGGCGCCGGCCAUGGUACAGGGAGACUCGGCGGCUGAGACGAUCGUCGAGGGUCUGGAGGCGCUGAACGGCGAAGGGGACAUAGACGCCAUCAUAGUCGCCAGAGGCGGCGGCUCCCUUGAGGACCUGUGGCCGUUCAACGAAGAGGCGGUCGCAAGGGCGGUGUUUUCGAGCCGCGUCCCAGUAGUCAGCGCAGUGGGUCACGAGACCGACUUCACAGUGUGCGACCUUGUGGCUGACGUCAGGGCGCCGACGCCGUCUGCGGCAGCGGAGAUGGUCGUCCCGGACCGGAUGGAACUGCUUCAGAGAGUCGGACGGUCCAUUCCAGACAUUGACCAGAUCAGGCUCAGGGUGGACGACCAACUUGACGCAGCCAGGACGCUUCUGGCUCACAGGGUCGAGCUAUCGCGGGGCCAGGUCGAUCUCCUUGGCACAGCACUGCGAACGCUGUCUCCGUUGGAUACCCUGAGGCGUGGGUACGCUAUUGUCGUGGACCGGGAAACGGGUACUGUGGUGUCCAAGGCACGAGACACUCAGCCGGGCGGGUCGCUGGACAUUACACUCAAUGAGGGUACAAUUGCGGUGGUGGUGCAAGAGGUUCCGUCCAAUCCUGUAGAACACUAG
Molecule: messenger RNA, 1119 nt
Organism: Geodia barretti
Lineage: Eukaryota; Metazoa; Porifera; Demospongiae; Tetractinellida; Geodiidae
Source: the annotation of a GenBank genome assembly